AUGUUUUCGCAAACCCAGUCCCUCACAGCCCAUCUUCCGUCUGCAAUUCUUCCCACCAAUAUCCAUAUCUCUAAACCCUCGCUUCCUCUUUCUAACAACGGUUGCUCCAUUAUCAAAACCCAUUUCAGCUCUUCCAGGCCACGCCCCUCUCGCAAAUCUUCGCCUUCGUUCAAACCUCUAAAAUGUUCUCUGUCUGUGGUUUCGGAGCCCACCCAUAUGGAAUCCACGAGCCAUCACAAACCAUUCCCUGCUGAAGUUUCUAGAACAAUUAUGGAGUUGUCUUCAGUAGGUACUCUUUCAACUUUGAACCAAGAUGGUUGGCCUCUGGGGAUAGGCGUUCGCUUUGCUGUGGAUGCAGAAGGCACCCCAGUUUUGUGCCUGAAUGCCUCCAACAGGCAAUUCUCUCUGGAUAGGAGGUCCAGCCUCCAUGUUCAGCUAGAGCAAUGUGGGUUGCGGACUCCCCAGUGCACCGUCCAAGGUAGCCUUGAAAAACCAGAAGAUAAAAUCCUGAGGAAGCUUCAUUCCACAUGGAAAAAGAAGUUUGAAGAAGAAGUGAAUGAAGACCUUUUGUAUGUAGUUGCUGUUGAACGGGUAUUUCAGAUGGAAGAUUUUACUGAGGAUGGCAUCUGGGUUCCAUCAUCAGAUUAUAAAACUGCAAACCCUGAUCCACUUAGAGACUUUGCAGAAAAAAUAAUUGAUGAGAUUAACACUCACAACAUGGAGGACAUUCGUCGCUUUUGCAAUAUAUAUGUAGAUUUGGAUUUCCAGGUAUCAGAGGCAAAAAUGGUUUGGGUUGACAGGUUAGGCUUUGAUAUGCGACUCACAUCUCCUCAAGAUGGGAUAUAUGAAGUCCGAAUUCCUUUCCCCGGAGAAGUGGCAGACGAGAAGGGUGUGAAAUCAUCUUUCAACGGUAUGUCCCAACUUGCUUGGGAGGUGGAAAAGAAUUAUAUAGUUCCUGAUUUCAAGAAGGUGAAACAAUUGAAGAAGAUAACAUCUGAAGGACAGUAA
Molecule: messenger RNA, 1008 nt
Organism: Thlaspi arvense
Lineage: Eukaryota; Viridiplantae; Streptophyta; Magnoliopsida; Brassicales; Brassicaceae
Source: the annotation of a GenBank genome assembly